ACUUUUGACAAUCGAGUCGUCGAGGAAUCAAGUCAGUAAAUCAUGAGGGCUUUAUUGAUAUUGGCUUGCUGCAGCGUUCUAGCAGUACUCGUUUCUACUGACACCAGUACAGCCACAUCUACUGACACUAGUACAGCCACAUCUACUGAUAAUAUUACAAGCACGUCUACUGACACUAGUACAGCCACGUCUACUGAUACCAUUACAAGCACGUCUACUGACUCUAGUACAGCCACGUCUACUGACACCAUUACAAGCACGUCUACUGACUCUAGUACAGCCACGUCUACUGACACCAUUACAGCCACAUCUACUGACACUAGUACAGCCUCGUCUACUGCUACCAUAACAGCCACACCUACUGCCACCAUUACAGCCACAUCUACUGCCACCAGUACAGCCACACCUACUGCCACCAUUACAGCCACAUCUACUGCCACCAUGCAUUCCACAUACAAUUGCAAUCGCAUGGACGACUGCAGGAACGGUGCCACGUGCAGCGCAAACGGCACAUGUGCGUGUAGCAACACAUACAACACGUACAACUGCCAGUACGACACAAGUGGAACAAACUGCAACAACACUAUUUGCAAGAAUGGCGGGACAUGUUUAAAUGAUACAGUGUGCGCAUGUCCGUACGGCUUCUAUGGAAACCUUUGUGAUAUACAUCAAGUGGAUAUUAUUUGCAACGGUUCAACAUCCGUGUUUAAAAUCACUCUACCUAGCGAGUUUGAUGGCAUCGUACAAGUAUACCCGAAGACAAACGGAGCCGUUUGUAACUUAACGGAACCAGCAAGCGGUGGGCCGAAACAGUACUCCGCGACGUUUGACCAUUCCCCGAACGGCACACAGAACUGCCCUUCAUCCAACCUUGACAUUUACACCCUGAAUGGCAACACAAACUACACGGCGAGAUUCCUGGUGCACUACAAAAAGUUAUUGACUACCUCGGUUGACGAGUUGUACACCCUCACGUGCACUCACGCUGGUGGGAAUGUGACAGUUUCCAAGGAGAUAACGGACAUACAAGUCAACAUAUCGGACCUUGACCCCGUUACGAAGGCUGAAGAAAUACGCCCGGUUGGAAUGGCAUUGCGGAGGAAUGGGGCUGAGCUGACUGGAGCUCUUUAUGUAGGGCAGCAAUUCGAGGUUGUCAUCUCCGUUGACAAUACGGAUGCCUUCGCGAACGUCCUCAUUGAGAGCUGUGCAGCCAACGAUACGAAGACGAUACCGACAACAUAUCCAAUAUUUGAUAAUGGAUGCCCUACUUCAGAAAGUAAGACAUUCGUAGGGGAGCAAGUGGGCAGCCAAAACAACAAGUCCAUUACAAUCAAGGCAUUCAAGUUCAGAGACUCUCAGACGUUGGGAAUUGUGUGUAACGUGCGAUUGUGCAAGGAGGGCGAUAAUACUUGUGCCGCGCCCGAGAACUGUGCGAGCGUCAGAUUAGAUUCACAAGGCAAAAGGAAAAAGCGUGAUGCAGACGACAAGUCAGAGGAGACGCUUUCCGCCGUCGUUACUGUGCUGAUUCCUGGGGAGACCGUCACGGUGACAGACGACAACACGAACGCAUCUGCCACAAUUGGAACGUGCUUUGCGCAGACGUCAAUCGUGUCGUUGGUCGCGAUUCUCGGAGCCCUGAUGCACACGCUUUGGUGAGAUCAAGUCUGACGGGGACGACAAUGUUUGCAUCAAGUUCUAAUUUUACCGAAAAAUACAAUGAACUAAUCAAACAUAUGUGUUAUUAGCAAGCAUGUGUAAGAACUUAUAUAUUUAAUGACACUUAAUAUUGUAGUCAAUUUAUCUUAAAAAUCUGUGUGAACUAACCUAUGCUUUCCAAGACAUCUUUUAUUUGGUCGUCAUCUUUGUACAUAUAUUUUUCAACUAUAAUACUUAAUCAUGUACGUUUUCAUUAUUUUAGAAAAUUAAAGUCUACUUUUCAAACA
Messenger RNA from Dreissena polymorpha, 1943 nucleotides. RefSeq lists its product as uncharacterized. Lineage: Eukaryota; Metazoa; Mollusca; Bivalvia; Myida; Dreissenidae. The transcript is spliced from 14 exons. The coding region runs from base 43 to 1656 and encodes 537 amino acids. The record is from RefSeq and is a predicted model, not a curated record.